Molecule: messenger RNA, 1863 nt
Organism: Momordica charantia (bitter melon)
Lineage: Eukaryota; Viridiplantae; Streptophyta; Magnoliopsida; Cucurbitales; Cucurbitaceae
Product: ultraviolet-B receptor UVR8
Source: RefSeq, a predicted model, not a curated record
CUUCUCUUAUUCUUUUUCAUUUUUCUUUUCCGCUAGUGGCUGAAUUUCCAUAUGCAGAGGCAUCGGAAACAGAGAGAGAAAGAUGAAGGAGGAGAAUGCAGGAGGAGAGAACGGUGCAAAAAUGGCGAAGAAAACCGAUGCGGCCGUCUACAUGUGGGGGUAUCUUCCCGGAGCUUUGCAGGAUAAAUCUCUUAUGCUCUCGCCGGAGCCAGUCCGGCUUCCGGGUUCGAUCGACGGCGGGGAUUCAUGGAAGGAAGUCUGCGGUGGUGGUUGUGGAUUUGCGAUGGCCAUUUCAGAGUCUGGAAAACUAAUUACGUGGGGUGCGGCGGAUGAGGAAGGUCAAAGUUAUCUGACUUCAGGAAAACAUGGGGAGACUCCGGAGGCUUUUCCUCUCCCAACUGAGGCUUUGGUAGUGAAGGCCGAUGCCGGUUGGGCCCAUUGUGUUUCAGUUAUAGAGAAUGGUGAAGUGUACACAUGGGGCUGGAGCGAGUGCAUACCCUCAAUGAAAACAUUGCGAGAUUUGGCCAUUGGAGGAGGUUCGUUAAAGGAUUCUACAGGGAAACAAGGUCUACCAACAACUGAUCAAGUGGGAGGACCUCAAGAAGCGAAGAUAGUUGAUAGAAUGGAUUCCCAACUCGACAACAAAAGGGUUGGAGAGGAAACUGUGAAGCGAAGAAAGAUCAAUUCAGUGAAGGAAGAUGCUGAAAUUUCAAGCCCAGGAGAUGAUCUUUUUACUGCAUUACCUUGUCUUGUAAACUUUGGGCCUGGAGUGAAGAUUUCCGCAGUUGCAGCCGGUGGACGUCACACUCUCGUCCUAUCAGAUAUGGGACAGGUGUGGGGUUGGGGCCAUGGAGGUGAAGGACAGUUAGGUUUGGGUUCUCGGGUGAAGAUGGUAUCUUCCCCUCAUAUCAUACCUUGCAUUGAAUUGCCUACUUCUGCUAAAGAUAGGUCUUCAGUAAUUUAUCAAGGAUCUAAGAUUGCUGCUGGUAAAGUGCUUGGAAAUUAUGUGAAGGGGAUUGCUUGCGGAGGUCGCCAUAGCGUCGUACUAACUGAUACUGGUGCACUUCUCACUUUCGGAUGGGGACUAUAUGGACAGUGUGGGCAAGGGAACACCAAUGAUCUAUUGAGACCGACAUGUGUGUCUUCUUUAUCGGGUAGCCAAGUUGAGAGCAUUUCUGCUGGACUAUGGCAUACCGUUUGUAUUACUGCCGAAGGCUUUAUAUAUGCCUUUGGGGGGAACCAGUUUGGACAGCUGGGAACUGGUGCUGAGCAGGGUGAGACUAUACCAAGGCUUUUGGACGCUCCAAUCUUGGAAAGUAAGCGUGCAAAACAAAUUUCUUGUGGCGCUCGUCACAAUGCUGUACUAACAGACGAUGGCCAGUUAUUUUCUUGGGGAUGGAAUAAAUAUGGCCAGCUUGGUCUUGGAGAUUCAAUCGAUCGCAACAUUCCAUCCAAGGUAUCCAUUGAAGGAUGUUUACCACAAAAUGUCUCUUGUGGUUGGUGGCACACGCUCAUGCUGGCUGAAGCUGAACCAUCCAAUUAAACGUAAAAAGUCGUCAAUGUGAAGGAAGCUGAACCGCUCGACAUAGACCACGACACUGACACUGACGAUCUGGUUAAUGUUUUUCUUUAUAUCACCAAGUUCUUUAAUAUCACUUGUAAGUUUAGUUGAGUAGCAGUAGAUUUCAAAACUUGCAUGGUGCAAGACUUGCUUUUUUAGUUUUUAACAUUGUUCGGUGGGACGUAGCCAGAUUCUUGUUACUGCUCUUUUGCUAUAUUCAGAAGCUUUUUAGCGAUAACAUAACAUUCAAUCUUUGAAAUUAUUAAUUUAGUAGCUGCCUGGCUUUAUUCUCUCACUAGACA